CUUUGCCUUUUCAAUUGUGCAUCGUCGACGAAAGCGUAGCCCUUCAGGGCAUGCCAACGCCACGCCAGCCUCCUCCCAGAUUUGCCUUCUCGCUUCUCUGGAAUCAAUCCAGCCUGCUUGCUUGCCUUGAAUUUCUUCAUAGUCGUUGAAACUCUCGCAAGGAUACGUGCAUACGAUAGACGCAUUCGAGUUUUCUGUGUUGUCUCGCUCAUCGUAUUUGAGUGCGCGGAGGCUUUUGAGGUGUGUGACUGCAGGAGGGAAGGAGGAAGGAAGCGGCCAUGCAGGCCACUCAGUUGUUGCUGGAGGAGCCCAUCCGGCUGGCCUCCAUUCUGGAACCGUCGUCGCCUACAGCAUUCUCAGCUCUCACGAAGAUUAUCGGAACCCUAGGCCCGCAAUCGCGCGAUGUGGAGACCAUCGAAGCGCUGCUCAAGGCGGGCAUGUCCGUUGCCCGAUUCGAUUUCUCGUGGGGGAACGAUGCAUACCACCAGGAGACGCUGGAGAACCUGAAGAAGGCCGUGCGGAACACGCGCCGGCUGUGCGCCGUGAUGCUGGACACCAUCGGUCCGGAGCUUUGUGUGCUGAACAAGGAGGAGCAUGUGAUUGAGCUCCAGGAGGGGGCGACGGUGGUGCUCACGGCGGACGAGACCAGAGGGGCUUCCGCGGAGGUUUUGCCGUUGAAUUACGAUGGGCUGGCGUCCGCGGUGACGAAAGGGGACACCAUUUUUCUGGGGCAGUAUCUGUUCACGGGGAGCGAGACCACCUCCGUGUGGUUGGAGGUCGUGGAGACCCAAGGCAAGGACGUGGUGUGCACCGUGAAGAACACGGCAACCUUGACCGGGAGCUUGUUCACGGCCCAUAUGUCGCAGGUACGCAUCGAGCUCCCCACCCUGAGCGAGGCCGAUUUGAAGACCAUGGCUACGUGGGGCGUGAAGAACCAGAUCGAUUUUGUGUCGCUCUCGUACACUCGGCACCCGGACGAUGUGCGCGCUUGCCGCGAGUACUUGGACAAGCUCGGGGAUCUUCGCCAGACGCAGAUCUUUGCGAAGAUCGAGAAUUACGAAGGGUUGGCGCACUUUGACGAGAUUUUGGAGGAGGCGGACGGCAUCAUUUUGUCCCGCGGUAACCUAGGAAUCGAUCUGCCCCCCGAGAAGGUGUUUUUGUUCCAGAAGGUGGCGCUGCAGAAGUGCAAUGCUGCAGGAAAGGCUUCCAUCGUGACGCGCGUGGUGGAUUCCAUGGUGGACAGUCCCCGCCCCACCCGUGCCGAGGCGACGGACGUUGCCAACGCCGUUCUGGAUGGGACGGACGGCAUCAUGCUGGGUGCGGAGACGCUGAGAGGCCUGUAUCCCGUGGAGACCAUCACCACCAUCCGCAAGAUCUGUGCGGAGGCGGAGAAGGUGUUCAACCAGGCAGUGUACUUCAAGAGAACCAUCAAGGCCGUGAGGGAGCCGAUGCAGCAUCUGGAAUCGAUCGCGUCAUCCGCCGUGCGAGCUGCCUCGAAAGUGAGGGCGUCGGUGAUCGUGGUGUUCACUUCAUCAGGGCGCUGCGCACGCCUGAUUGCCAAGUACCGUCCCACCAUGCCAGUGCUAUGUGUGGUGAUUCCCAGGCUGACCACCAACCAUUUGAAGUGGAGCUUCACGGGCGCGUUCCAGGCUCGGCAAUGCCUGGCGGUUCGAGGACUGUUCCCGAUGUUGGCCGACCCUCGACACUCGUCGGACUCCGCCAGCACAACGAACGAAUCCAUUUUGAAGGUAGCGUUGGAUCACGGCAAGGCCGCAGGCAUUGUGAAGGCACAUGAUCGAAUCGUGGUGUGCCAAAAAGUUGGGGACUCGUCGGUGGUAAAAAUCAUCGAGCUAGAUUGAGCAGCGUUGGAACACAACGCACGCAUUUUUUUUAUAUAUUGUUUUUUGUGUUGAAUUUUGCACAGAUAUAGGUAGCCGCAGCGGUAGGGUUAAGCUGUGCUGAUUUUGCAACCACCGCAUGCGAUCUGCGAGGUGGAUAGAGACGUGGUGAAGGGUGAAGCUCGGGAAAUGUCGUGAGCUCGCAUCGUUACGCUUGAUGCGGGUCCAGUGGGAGUGAUACCCUCGGAUGGGUUGGUUGCGAGUAGAUAGUGUACUCAGAGACUAGAGAUCCGCACAUGCUGCUGUUCGUCUGGACCCACAGAGGCGUCGAGAGACUGAUACUGGGAUGAGCAAUAAAGUGGUGAUGUGAGCAUGUUUUGGACUAGGGAAUGGUGGCUGGUGUGGCGCAGUACAGCAGUGGACUCUGAGAGCAACAAACGUGGGGAUGGUGAGGUGGAUUGUAGUUGGUUGGGUGGAGGAGUGUGCUUCGUGAUGAAGAGAGGCGAUCUUAUGUUCUCUUGAGGCGGAGGUUGUGGGAAAGUAACUGCGUUGGGCUGCGAGGCCUGAUUCGUCCAUUUCUUUGUGGUUCUGUCUUUUGUUGCUGUAGCAGUCGGUCUUCAGCUCAAGGUCUUGUGCUAAUGUAGGGUUUGAUUCACUUUGAAAUGAAUCAUUGUUCUAGUAUGGACGUCAUUCCAUACUUUCUAUUCAAACACAAACGUAUACAUUUGAAUCCAAA
This is a messenger RNA of Physcomitrium patens, 2574 nucleotides long. Its product is annotated as pyruvate kinase 1, cytosolic. Lineage: Eukaryota; Viridiplantae; Streptophyta; Bryopsida; Funariales; Funariaceae. Gene Ontology annotation, biological process: glycolytic process. The record is from RefSeq and is a predicted model, not a curated record. Gene Ontology annotation, molecular function: potassium ion binding; pyruvate kinase activity; magnesium ion binding.